This is a messenger RNA of Vitis vinifera (wine grape), 1423 nucleotides long. Its product is annotated as probable polygalacturonase At3g15720. NCBI's taxonomy places the organism in Eukaryota, Viridiplantae, Streptophyta, Magnoliopsida, Vitales, Vitaceae. Gene Ontology annotation, molecular function: polygalacturonase activity. Gene Ontology annotation, biological process: carbohydrate metabolic process. The record is from RefSeq and is a predicted model, not a curated record. The transcript is spliced from 9 exons. The coding region runs from base 1 to 1200 and encodes 399 amino acids.
AUGGCGUCCCGUCUGGAAAUUCUCUUCCUUGUAUCUCUCUUUUCGGUUCUGCUAACCCCAUUGCAUUGUAGUGUUUUUGACGUAACCCAAUAUGGAGCAAUUGGAAAUGGCAGCACAGACGACAGUCCAGCUUUCAUGCUUGCUUGGACUGAUGUCUGCAACUCUUCAGCUUCUACUCCAAUAUUCCAUAUUCCUGGGAACAAAACCUUUUUGCUCAAUCCUGUGUUCUUCCAGGGUCCUUGCAGGUCCACAAACAUCCAGUUCCAGAUAGAUGGGAUCAUAACUGCUGAAAGUGAACCUUCAAACUGGAAAUGUACAAGAAAUAGAUGCGAUAAGUGGAUUCAUUUUAAGCGUGUGGAUGGACUUUUCAUCAAUGGUUCCGGUAUCAUUGAUGGCAAUGGGAAGAAUUGGUGGAGUUCAGGCUAUAUUAAUGCUGAUCUGAGGCCAAGUGCUUUGGAAGUGACGAGCUCGAACAAGGUCCAAUUGACCGGAUUAAGUUUCAGAAACAAUCCUCACAUGCAUGUAGUCUUUGAUUCCUGCGACAUGGUGCAUAUUUCAAAUGUAUCAAUAGAUGCACCCGGGGACAGUCCAAAUACGGAUGGUAUUCACCUCAAAGAGAGCACCCAUGUCAACAUCGAGUUUUGCAGCAUUAGAACUGGCGAUGAUUGCAUAUCAAUAGUAGACAAGUGCUCCAACAUCACCAUUCAAAAUAUUGAAUGUGGUCCUGGCCAUGGCAUAAGUAUUGGAAGCAUGGGGCAAUAUGGAGCAUAUGAGACCGUAGAAAAUAUUUACGUUAGCGAUGUUCAAUUUAAAGGGAGCUUGAGCGGUGUUCGGAUCAAGACAUGGCAGGGAGGCAAAGGUCAUGCAAGGAAAAUGGUCUUCAAGGGGAUAACAUCCUUAAACACCCAGUACCCUAUCCAAAUUGACCAAUUUUACUGCCCCCAUGCAAAAUGCGAUGAACAAGCUGAUGCAGUGGAAAUCAGCGAUAUCUCAUAUAUUGAUAUAAAGGGGACAUCAAUGAGGAAGACAGCAGUGAAGUUAGCCUGCAGUGAAUCAGUUCCAUGCAAAAAUAUAUUCAUGCAGGACAUAAACUUGAGUUACCAGGGGACUAAUGCCUCAGCUUACUGUAAGAACGUUAAUGGAACAUCUCAAGGAAUAAUGGAACCUUCUGUUCCUUGCUUGUAUUAUCAGACAUCGUAGAACCCGGCGCCCCCGCAUUCUUUAGGUCAUGUAGUCAUAGGCUAUAUGGGUUGGAAUUAAAGCCUUGUCCAUGCUUGGAGAACACAAAAUUAAUGAAGUGGAGGGGGGCUUGCAAGGAUGCCUUCAACUACACCAACCUUAAUUUCUUAUGCCGCACAUGUAUCAUAUUCUAUGUACUUAAAUUGGUGAAUUAGGCUUGGAGGGAAAGAAAGUGAUAUUUUCU